AUGAGCCUGGAAGACGAGACAAUCGACAUGGAAGAGGCCGACUACUCGGUCUCAGAGACAACAACCAGACCACCCUCAAGGACAGCCACCCCGUUGCUCAAGUCAUACACCUACGCUACUCCAUUGCCCACUGGCCUCGAAAAGGAUCAGGAAUGUAUCCUCGGAGUCGACGAGGCUGGACGAGGACCUGUUCUUGGUCCAAUGGUCUACGGUAUCUGCUACUGCCCCCUUUCCAAAAAGGACGAGUUGGCUGAUCUGGGAUUUGCCGAUUCGAAGACGUUGAAGGAGGACGAGCGAGACAACCUGUUGAAUGUGAUCAUGUCGAGGCCAGAUCUUAUCGGGUGGAGCGUCAGAGUUCUUUCGCCCAUGGACAUCUCCAACAGCAUGCUGAGAAAGGACAAGUACAAUCUGAACGCCCUUGCUCAUGACACCACCAUCCAACUGAUCAGGGAAACCAUCGCCUCAGGAGUGAACCUGAAAGAAGUCUAUGUGGAUACAGUUGGACCUCCAGAGACAUACCAAAAGAAACUGGAGGGUCUCUUCCCCUCCGUCACCAAAAUCGUCGUCGCCAAGAAAGCCGACUCCAAAUACCCAAUCGUCUCAGCCGCCAGUAUUUGCGCCAAGGUCACCCGCGACGAUGUGUUGAGGCAUUGGAUCUUUGCAGAGAAGGAGCUUGGGAGCACCAUUUCCCGCGAAUUCGGUUCUGGAUAUCCUGGUGAUCCCAAGACGAAAUCGUGGCUCAAGGCUAACAUGGACCCCAUCUUUGGGUACCCGAACAUCGUUCGCUUCAGUUGGGCAACCUGCAAGACUUCGCUGGACGAGUCUGGCAAGAAUGUCCGCUGGCCUGAUGAUGAUGAAAGCAACUCGCAGCCUAGGAUUACAGCUCUGUUUGGACAAAGUAGUACAGGAACUGCCGACCUAGCACAGCAGAGGAAGCAGUAUUCGACAUUUGCCUCGAAUGCAGCCCCUCGGCCGCGGCCUCAGCUCCUGCAAGACAUGGCCCUGAGAAGCAAGGGCAAGCACAACAACCAUGGCAAAAAUGACAACAAUAGUGAUGGAGACGAUGAUUUCGAAGUUGGUGGCGCAAGGAACAACCAGUACCCAGGACGCUCACAGAACCCUGAAGCUCACAGCAAUAAUAGCGGCAAACGAUGGGAGAGACCCAGAACUUCGACACAAGAUAACACCUUUGGUGGUCAGCAACUCGAACAAGAUGAUGUCAACAUGCCCAUGGUCCAGGCGCACGAAAUCCCUACACAGGCUCAACAGGCAGCGCCACUACGGACUAAACGGAAGGAUACGAAUUGUCCAUGGAUCGACUGGGAUGUCUAUCUUCCGCAAGAUGACUACCACGAGCAACACGAGUACAUUCAUUGGAUCGCUGAGUUUCGGCAAUUCCUGCAAAGAUACCAUCUUCGUAACCUUCACGAACUCACAAAGGAACAACGAGCAGAGUUGGAGCGCCGGCGAGUGUUUGUCGUCAAUCUGAAGGCUCUUAUUCAAGAAUGCAGCAUCCCAGCGUUGAUGGAUCUUGUGGUCCAUCGAACUACUGCGGUUUUGGGCUGCAUGUCCCUUGCAGCUAUCCAGGGUCUCUAUGGGGAUAAGGCUGCAAAGGAAAAGCACCAAAAGACGAUCACGGUGCGGCUUGGUAACCUUGACAAGAUCACACAUGGAAAGGAUAUGAAGGCCAACCUGAUAGGAAAAUUCAUUUGCGUUCGGGGAACAAUUGUCAGGACGUCAGGAGUUACACCUCUGGCGACAAAGAUGUCAUUCACCUGCAAUGCUUGUCAGGGAGUUCAGACACUAGAAUUUGCUGAUGCGAAGUACAUUCAGCCAACAAAAUGCCCAGAAGUAGGAUGCAGAGGCAGGCAUUUCACCCCACAACGCGGCGUUGGCUAUGACACGGAGACUGUCGACUGGCAAACCAUCCGACUGCAAGAGAAGCUGCCGGAUGACAGGACAGAUUCUGGAAGAGUGCCGCGAACGAUCGAAUGUGAGGUCACUAGGGACUUGGUUGACCAGGUCAUUCCUGGAGAUGUGGUCGAGGCCACAGGAAUCGUCAAAGUAUCGCAGUCUGAGAAAUCUUACACACGCGAGAAAACUGGUAACACCAUGUAUCUACUCUACCUCGACGUUAACUACUUGACAAAGGCGACAAUGACGGCGAAGGAUGAUGACGACAUGUACAACGACGAUAACUCCAAAGACAGGACCAAGGAGAGCAAGGACAGCAUCCAAAUCACCACCAAAGACCUUUAUGCAAUUGAGGACGUUCACAAGGAACCCCAAUUGUUCAAGCUGAUCGUUAAUUCGUUCAGUCCAGCGAUUUUCGGACACGAGAUGGUCAAGGCCGGGAUUCUCUUUGGACUCUUUGGGGGGAGAAGGAGAAGCACUGCUGUUGUCGAUCGAACCGCCAUUCGCUCGGACCCCCACAUCCUAGUUGUUGGAGACCCAGGUCUAGGAAAGUCGCAGAUGCUCUCCGCCGCUGUCAAGGUCGCACCUCGAGGUGUAUAUGUCUGUGGAAGCAGUGGAAUAUCGACAAGUGGUCUGACAGUAACCCUUGUUCGAGGCAAAGGAUCCGACUUCGCAUUGGAGGCAGGCGCGCUUGUUCUUGGAGACCAGGGAUGCUGCUGUAUUGACGAAUUCGACAAGAUGACAACAGAUCACAACGCGCUUCUGGAGGCCAUGGAACAACAGUCAAUCAGCAUUGCGAAAGCCGGAAUUAUUUGUACUUUGCCCGCGAGAACCAGUGUGAUUGCUGCGGCCAACCCUGUCGGUGGGCACUACAACAUGUCCAAGACGGUUGCGGAGAACCUGAAGAUGAACACGGCGCUUCUUUCACGAUUCGAUCUGAUAUUUAUCCUGAUGGACAAACCCGACGGCGAGAUGGACCAGUACCUUUCCAGACACGUUAUGGCGCUUCAUUCCGGAAAUGCGGCAACCGCACCAGCCUUUAGAGGCAAUACGUCGCAGGAAAUCGAUCCCUCUCAGGCAAGUGGAGUGAAGGCAGAUAUGAGCCUUCCUCUCGAGGAACGGUUGCGAAUGACGAGCGAAGAUAAUAUGGAGCUCAUUCCUCUGCCUCUACUCCGAAAGUACAUUGCUUACGCACGACAGUAUGUGCAUCCACGACUCUCCCGGGAGGCAGCCGCGGUCUUGCAGGAAUUCUACCUAAUGCUCCGGGCCAAGCAUCGGUCGCCUGAUGGCACGCCUGUGACGACUCGGCAGCUGGAGUCUCUGAUCAGGAUGUCCGAGGCCAAAGCCCGCAUGGAGCUGCGCGAGGUCGUCACACGAAGGGAUGCCAUGGAUGUGAUUGAGAUCAUGUAA
Molecule: messenger RNA, 3324 nt
Organism: Linnemannia hyalina
Lineage: Eukaryota; Fungi; Mortierellomycota; Mortierellomycetes; Mortierellales; Mortierellaceae
Source: the annotation of a GenBank genome assembly